GCCUCCGGGUCUUGCAAAGCCCCUCAUUUUGGCAGAAGUUACAAUGUCGACCAACCGCAAAUUCAAGAGUCAUGGCAUGAGGAGGGGCAAGAACCGAGCUCCUCACAAGGGAGUCAAGAGAGGUGGCAGCAAAAGAAAAUACCGGAAGGGCAGUCUGAAGAGUAGAAAACGGGGAGAUGACUCCAAUCGCCAUUACCGCUCCCACUUGUGAUGCCACCCGCGGGCUCUGUCCUGGUGGACUUCACACAACGCCAGGCAGCGACGAGAGGACGACAGCCAGAGAAGAACCUAUCGUGUGGGUAAAAUGCCAAUCGUGACGAAAUGAGGAAUGUAUAUGUUGGCUGUUUCUCCUCAACAUCUCAAUAAAACUUUGAAAAGUUGGAAA
Messenger RNA from Panthera uncia (snow leopard), 385 nucleotides. It is a transcript of the gene TNP1, whose product is annotated as transition protein 1. Gene Ontology annotation, cellular component: nucleosome; male germ cell nucleus. The coding region runs from base 44 to 211 and encodes 55 amino acids. The transcript has 2 exons. Gene Ontology annotation, molecular function: DNA binding. Lineage: Eukaryota; Metazoa; Chordata; Mammalia; Carnivora; Felidae. Gene Ontology annotation, biological process: spermatid nucleus elongation; spermatogenesis; chromatin remodeling. The record is from RefSeq and is a predicted model, not a curated record.